Messenger RNA from Penicillium lagena, 1623 nucleotides. RefSeq names its product glucose-inactivated glycerol proton symporter STL1 (gene mfsA). Lineage: Eukaryota; Fungi; Ascomycota; Eurotiomycetes; Eurotiales; Aspergillaceae. Bases 1 to 1623 code for a protein of 540 amino acids. The record is from RefSeq and is a predicted model, not a curated record. The transcript has a single exon. Gene Ontology annotation, molecular function: carbohydrate:proton symporter activity. Gene Ontology annotation, cellular component: membrane. Gene Ontology annotation, biological process: transmembrane transport; carbohydrate transport.
AUGUGGACAAACGCAUCCGGCUUGCGGGGCCGCAAGCUCCGUCUCGCCAUCACCUUCACCUCCGUCGUAGGCUUCUCCCUCUUCGGUUAUGAUCAAGGCUUGAUGUCUGGUAUCAUCUCGGGUCCCAUGUUCACUAAGGAGUUCCCGCCGCUGGCCACGCCUUCCGACCCGACCCUCCUCUCCCAUGUCUCAGUCCUCCGCGGUGCAGUGACCUCCUGUUAUGAGCUGGGUUGUUUCUUUGGUGCCAUCUUCACCCUCACCUACGGCGAACGCAUUGGCCGUACGCCUUUGCUGGUGGCCGGUGGCCUCCUAAUGAUUCUCGGUACCGUGAUCUCCUCCGCUGCUUUCGGCCCCCAGUGGGGUCUAGGCCAGUUCGUCAUCGGCCGUGUCAUUUCCGGUGUCGGAAACGGUAUGGAUACGGCCACCAUUCCCGUCUGGCAGUCCGAGUGCUCUAAGGCUCACAACCGUGGGUUCCUCGUCUGUUUCGAGGGUGCCAUCAUCGCCGUCGGCACCUUCGUCGCCUACUGGAUCGAUUUCGGUCUCUCGUACGUGAACACAUCGGCCCAGUGGCGCUUCCCGGUCGCCUUCCAGAUUGUCUUCGCCAUCAUGGUGAGCGUCGGCGCUCUCAUGUUGCCCGAGUCCCCGCGCUGGUUUGUCAUGCGAGGCCAUGACAAGGAGGCCUGUGAGGUGCUGGCCAUGCUCAACGAUAGCCAGCCCGACGCCGAGGAUGUGCUCGCGGAUUUCAACCUGAUGAAGGCUGAUCUCAAGGCCACCGAGGGCAACAAGGCCAGCUGGAAGCAGCUGUUCACCUUCGGCAAGACUCAGGAAUUCCAGCGUAUGAUGAUCGGUUGCUCCGGCCAGUUCUUCCAGCAGUUCACGGGCUGCAACGCCGCCAUCUACUACUCGACACUGCUUUUCCAGCAGAACCUGCACAUGGAAGGCAAGCUCUCGUUGGUCCUGGGCGGUGUUUUCGCCACGGUCUACGCUCUGGCGACGAUCCCCUCCUUCUUCAUGAUCGAGAAGGUGGGCCGCCGCAACCUGUUUUUGAUCGGUUUCCUGGGUCAAGGUUCCAGUUUCAUCAUCACCAUGGCUUGCCUGAUUGAUGCGAACAAGCAGAACUCCAAGGGUGCCGUCGUCGGUAUUUUCCUGUUCAUCGUCUUCUUCGCCUUCACGACUCUGCCGUUGCCCUGGAUCUACCCGCCCGAGAUCAACCCGCUUCGCACCCGUACCAUGGCGGCGUCGGCCUCUACUUGCACCAACUGGAUUACCAACUUCGCCGUGGUCAUGUUCACGCCCGUCUUCUCUUCCGCCAGCCCCUGGGGUAUCUAUCUCUUCUUCGCCCUGGUCAACUUUAUCGCCAUUCCUUUUGCUUGGUUCUUCUACGUUGAGACCGCAGGCCGUGAUCUGGAGGAGGUUGACAUCAUCUUCGCCAAGGCCCACAUCGAGAAGAAGUGGCCGUACCAGGUUGCGCAGGAGCUGCCCAAGCUCUCCGUUGAACAGAUCGCUCAAAUGCAGCAAGAGCUGGGCCUGGAUAUCCAGGACCUGCACGUCGCUUCUGAAGCCGAGAAGGUGGAGAUCGCCACGAGCAGUGGCGAUAGCGACGAGAAGCAUGCCUCUGAUUAA